Molecule: messenger RNA, 1881 nt
Organism: Fonsecaea erecta
Lineage: Eukaryota; Fungi; Ascomycota; Eurotiomycetes; Chaetothyriales; Herpotrichiellaceae
Exons: 4
Coding region: 1-1881 (626 amino acids)
Source: RefSeq, a predicted model, not a curated record
AUGACGGCGCCGAGACGUCUUUUGCCGGCUCUGGCGAAUGAAAAUCAGUCCAUGGCCCCAGGCGUCGUCGGCAGCGCUGCGCCAGAGUCAGCGAGCUGCCAGGCCCCUGUCCUCACGGACUCCGGUCCCGGUGCUGCUGUCGAUUUCGGCGAGGAGUUUGCGCCGUUGAUUGUGCUGCUCGAAGCGGAAAUGAAUGGUGACAUUCCGGCAGGCUUUUCCUUCUCUGGAUUGCUUGAGAACAACACUGACACCAUCGGCCUUGGUUUUGAUGAUCCUAGUCUCAUGACCGAGGACCUCGCUGCCACGGACACCAACAACCUUGGGCUUGCUGCCCCCGGUCACAUGAACCAGAGUCUCAAUGCCCCAUUUGGCGCCAACGACCUUGGCUUCACUGCUCCUGGUCACAUGAUCCACGGUCUUGCUCCCACUAACAGCUUGUCCCCAUGCCUUACCAGCACUGAGUUCAACGACACAUUCCCUGGAAUUGACGCUUUUUUCGACUUGGAUAGUGCCAGCCAGCCAAUGUGCACAGGAGCUACCGACAACGUGGCCUUGAAAGGUGUUGGUUCCCAGUUCGAAAGCUUCGACAGCAUGGUGCCCCAAUAUCUCAACGAAAAGACCUGGGAGAAUGAUCCAUCGAUCUUUCCACCUGGGUUUGAGUCAGCAUCGAAUGUGGCGGCCAGUACCCCAAUCCGCUUCGACCCUUACCAGGUGGAGGGGCUCGAAGGAGAACUGCCAGACCUCGACGCGUUGACCCGUGAAUUUGGUUUGAGCGCAGGCGUUGACCUUCCAGACCUUGGCGCAGACAAUUCAGACACAAAAACAACUGAAAACAACUCUCUGCCAUCAUCUCUUCCAGCAUCUCUGCCAGAACAACCCGAAAUCGUCAACCUUCCUUCCAAAAUGGCAGGCUUCAAGUUCAUCGUCCAAAUGUCCUCCGACUUCGAAGCUCCUCAGGCCAACAUUAAGGGCGAGGACACCAGCGACCAUGUUUCCUCCGGUCUUCAUGCUCCAACCGACACUGCAGUUUCCGAGGGAGCCAAAUUCGGCGCUGAAUCGGGCGCGAACGUUGUGAGCGAUGUCGCUGCCAACGAUGGCGGUUUUGCUCCUGCUGCCGUGAACGCUUCUGCCCCUGAUGUCGUGAACGCUUCUGUCCCUGCUGCCGCCAAAGCUUCUGCUCCUCCUGUUGAUCUUCCCAACACCAUCGAUGCUAGUUCCGCCGAUGCUGCCGCGAAUGAUGCCAAAGACAAGGCCGAGACCACCGGUGCUAGAAAGCGCAAGGCGGAUGAUGCGAACAACACGAGCACUGACCCGGGCAACAGCGACAAGGAGGCUGCCGUUCCACUCAAGAAGACCAAGUAUAGCGGCGUCUAUGCUCCACGAGUCGACACGAGCCAGCCUGGUACGGUCAGCGUCACUGAGCCAUUCAUCACUCGAAGCGGUAAUCGCACUCAAGACCGAGGUGUUGUGCAGCAAAACAACGAGGACCCCAACGCUCCGAAGUGGACUCGCCGCAUGCCAUCUCUUCUCGACUGCACCGAUCCCUUCUUGUGUCCCGGUUUCAACUUGGACUGUUUUCACGCUUUCCAGAAUACAUCUGGCUACUUCAACCACGUCGAGAAUGUCCACGGAAUUUCGAAGAAGAAGAUCAACAAGCCCGAGUUCAAGGACAUGAAAGCACUCUUUGAGCCACACACGGAGUCUUGGUGGGUUGCCAGAGGACAGGACACUACGUACCAGGGAACCGACCGCAAGCAGAUCAAUGCCCGUCGCCGCAUGAAGGCUGGAAUGCGCAGCAACGACCCGAACUACCUGGAGGAGGUGUAUGUCCGAACUCCCUCUGUGCGUGUAUCAGCAAACAAGAAGACUACUGAGAAUUAG